Nicotiana tabacum (common tobacco) is the source of this 1279-nucleotide messenger RNA. RefSeq names its product putative enoyl-CoA hydratase 1, peroxisomal. Gene Ontology annotation, cellular component: peroxisome. NCBI's taxonomy places the organism in Eukaryota, Viridiplantae, Streptophyta, Magnoliopsida, Solanales, Solanaceae. The record is from RefSeq and is a predicted model, not a curated record.
CGAGAAAGAAGAUAUCAGAAUCUCUCUAUAUAGAACCCAACGCAUCACCCAAAUAACAGAUAUGGCACACACUUCAAUGACAUUAUUCCAUCAACUACACCGCAAUCUUCCCUUUCUUCCUAUACGGAUGUGCACUAGGACGAGUUACUAACUAUACAAUUCGCGCAUACACUUAUAGAGUACAAUCAAGAAUAUGGAGAAAUCAUCACAGGAAAAUCUGAUACUGGUGAAUCGGGAAUCCGACGGGGUUGCAUGGGUCACAAUAAACCGUCCCAAGUCCCUAAAUUCCCUGACCAAGUCAAUGAUCGUUGAUCUUGCUCGAAUUUUCAAGUCCUUGGACGCAGAUGAUUCGGUUCGGGUCAUUAUACUCACCGGAUCGGGUCGAUCGUUCUGUUCGGGCGUUGACCUGACGGCAGCGGAGGACGUGUUUAAGGGUGAUGUGAAGGAUGUGGAGACUGAUCCGGUGGCCCAAAUGGAGCGCUGUAGGAAGCCUAUCAUUGGGGCUAUUGGGGGAUUUGCUGUGACUGCUGGUUUUGAGAUUUCUCUUGCUUGUGAUUUGUUGGUUGCCUCUAAUGAUGCUAAAUUCUUGGACACUCAUGCUAGGUUUGAGAUAUUUCCUUCUUGGGGUCUAUCUCAAAAACUCUCUCGUGUUAUUGGACCCAGCCGAGCUCGUGAAGCAUCUUUAACUGCAAUGCCUAUCAGCGCAGAACAAGCUGAGAGAUGGGGUUUGGUAAAUUAUGUUGUAGACAGAAGUGAACUUUUGAAGAAAGCUAGGCAAAUAGCAGAAGCCAUCAUCAAGAACAACCACGACCUGGUUUUGAAGUACAAGGCAGUAAUCAAUGAUGGGUUCAAACAAGACUUGACCCGAGCCCUUGCUCUUGAGAAGGUAUACUAGAUGCUAAUAGCAAUUAGAAAGAAAGGGCCAUACUCUGGAAAAACAGUCUAUCGCUCCUUCCUAGUACCCAUAGCCCCAUCCACCCUCCAGUUCUCUCACCGGGAAAAAAAAUGACCUCGCGAAAUACCAGAUAAGAACCCAUCCAACAGCCCUUGAAGAAAAAAGAUAGCUGAGAUUGAAAUAGGGGGAAAGGGAGAAACCAAUUCAGGUGGUUGCACCUUUUUAAAGCUAAUCCUAAAUCAUGCGUGAAGACUCUGAUAUUUGUCUAACAUCAAGAUCGAUAGUUGAUUAUUAGUCUCUGGUGUGGCUAUUCCCUAUGGUGUUCAUACCCUCAAAUGUAGUAAUUCACCUUACAUUGCCAAUAUCGUUGUUGACGUUGGUGGA